UUGACAACAACUGAGCCUCAUAACUAUAUGUGCCUUCAUGUUUAGACAAACGGUAGAAUUUAGCGGUUGCAUAUGUCACUUGAAGAAGUGGGCCGGUUCAGGGUGAGGACACCCAGGACAGCGCACGGACUGACCCAGGACAGAGUGAGGACUGACCCAGGACAGAGGGAGAGGGCUGACCCAGGACAGAGCGAAGACUAACUCGGGACACACAGAGAGGAUUGACCCAAGAUAGAGCGAGGACUGACCUAGGACAGAUCGAGGACGACCCAGGACAAAGCGAGGACUGAAUCGGGAUAAAGAGCGGACUUACCCAGGACAGAGUGAGGACUGCCCCAGUAUAAAGAGCGGACUGACCCAGAACAGAGUGAGGACUGACCUAGGAUAGAGAGUGGACUGACCAAGGACAGAGCGAGGACGACACAGGACAGAGUGAGUACUGAUCAAGAGAUACUGACCGAGGACAGAGUGAGGACUGACCUAGGAUAGAGAGUGGACUGACCAAGGACAGAGCGAGGACGACACAGGACAGGGUGAGGACUGAUCAAGAGAUACUGACCGAGGACAGAGUGAGGACUGAUCAAGAGAUAGUGACCGAGGACAGUCUUUACUGAUCGCUCACUCUUGUCAUUCAUUGAAACGUCUCUUACUGUUAGUCGUACCGUUUGGGCAGAGUGCCAUGUUCAACCCUUUCAAGACCCUUCCACCCGGUAACCCUGUACACCCUGUGUAUGGGGCGUGGUAUGUUGCGGCUGGGUAACACCGCUAGGUUCAGUGUGGAUGUGUCCAUGACUGACAGCGUGCGUUCCUCGUUUUGGAGAGUAUAUUCCUUGAUGAUAGAAUAGUGUCGCCAUUCGUCACCAGACUAGCUCACCACGAUGACGUCAGAAAAUCCUUCGUACACAGAGAACCACAGCGUUGGCAACGAUGACCUCAACGGCACCUUACAUAAUGGAUGUAUGUGGACACCAAACUACGAUGACGACAAAGAUGACAGCACUGACGAGAAAGAUCAAGCGCCUAAACCUUUCUUCUACUGCAAACUUGUGGCCAGAUAUCCCCUGCCGUCGUUCUUGUUGAUGCUAUCUGGACACCUACUUAUAACAGUGACAACGGGGAUUCUGGUAGCUGUUGGUUAUGACCUCUUCCCUACGAACUUCGAAACACUCCCUCUCCAGCUUCGUGACCAGCCAUGGCUGAAGCGUGACCUCGCCUUCCGGUACAGGAACUCCUACAGAAACUGGGUUCCAAGGUCACUCAGUUCGGUGUCCCCAUUCCCUAAACACCGAUACCGAUUGGGGGAAAGCGUGGAAAUGAUAUAUGAAACCGGAGGAGGAAAUAUAUUUGAAAAAAGUCAUUUGAUAAAGAUAAAAGAAAUAGAGGACGUUAUGCAGCAAGUUCGGGAUUUUGACAAAUAUUGUCAACUGGAAAAGAUCGGGGGAGUAGACAGCUGUAGGAAGCCACUCUCGGCUUUACGUUUCUUCGAUGGAACAUAUGCCGCUACCGAUCCUGUUUUUAAUGACCCAAACUUUGACAAUAUAUCGGCUGUCCUUUAUCAAGCAUCCAUCAACAACGCGACGAAGGGCGCGUUUGUGUACACGUUAGCUCUGAAUCAUGAGGUUACACCGACGCGGGUAUCUGCUCGGUUGACGCGAUCCUUGGUACUGCUGGGCUCGCCUUUAAAAGGGAAAGGCUUCACUGCAACCAGGGAAGCAUUGAGUGAGUACCUUACUCACACCAUGAAACCGGUUCUUGAAACAUACAAGAGUACGUCACAAUUUGAGUUCUUAUACUACAGCUAUAUCAUGAUGAUAGCCGACGUCAGAGAACAGGCAAUUCUUGACAUGAUGCUUGCAAUAGGAAGUAUGCUCUUCAUUGGGGCGUUCAUGUGCUACCACACAAGGUCACUGUGGAUUACCAGCCUCGCCAUCUACAGUAUCUUGUCCAGUUUCAUGGGCACAAAUCUAAUCUACAGAAUUGUACUUGACUAUCGGUAUUUCGGCUUCUUUCACAUUCUGGCUAUUUUCAUUAUACUGGGGAUAGGAGCUGAUGAUUUGUUUGUGUUCUACGAUGCUUGGAGGGCAACAGCCUUCAACACGUAUCCAUCUUUAGCUCACAGACUAUCUGAUGCCUACAGGAAUUCCGCUCUCAGUAUGAUGAUAACUUCUCUGACAACCAUGUUUGCUUUUAUAGCCAGCGCCGUGUCGCCUCUUCUGGCCACCAAGUCCUUCGGUGUGUUUUCCGGGAUAUUAGUACUGAUAAACUACACAUCCGUUAUCACGUUCUUCCCUACUGUGGUCGUAGUUUAUCACAGAUACUUUGAGAAAUACAGUUGUUGUUGCUGUACAUUUGGUAAGAAGAAGAAUAAAGUCGUAAGCAAGAAAGAGGAGGACAAAUACAACAACUUUGCUAAACACCAACAUGUAUCCGUACCACGAAUAGCGAAGAAAAAGAAGCCUUCUUUUCUGAACAGAUUGGCGAAGAAAAAGAAGAAGUCUUUUUUGGUCAGGUAUUUUCGGGAUUACCAUUUCAAGUUUGUGACUCACAAAUUUGCAAAAUGGAUUAUUCUAGUCAUUUUUCUGGUUUUGGUUGGCUUUUUGGGCUACCAGACGUCUCGUCUACAGGCGGAAAAUGAACAGCUGCAGCUAUACAAACAGUCACACAACUAUGCCAAAGCGAUCAAUAGAAAUCUUUACUCCUUCGAGCCCAAUGACGUGGACAGCUCUAUCCGUGUGUUCUUGGUCUGGGGCUUUAGGGAAAGGGACUUGAGCGGGUGCCACUUCUCUGCUGUGGACUGCCAGGGCACUCAAGUGUUUGAUGACAAGUUUGAUGCCAGCAUUCCAGACGCUCAGUUGGCCUUGAAGACUCUGUGUGAUGAAAUCCACAACUUCACGGAGGAAGAAAUAUCUGCCCUUAAAAUCAGACGAGACACGGUCACGGGAGAGAUGGAGGUGUCUUGCUUCACCCGAAACAUGGAGGCAUUCCUACAGGCUGACGUGGAUGCUGGCAAUUUGACCCUUGACCUUCCCUGGAAUUGGACUCGAACAUCGGACUUCAUGUCAGCAAAACCAACACUUUACGGUGGCACCACCUUCAACAGCUCGUUUGAUCGAUAUUUGGAUAUUCCCCUGACGUACUGGCUGUACGACGGCUUCAGAAUGAGACUCACGGAAGACUAUAUCAAGUACAACACCCUCUUCGGGGAGGUCAGGGACACAUUUAGUCAGAAGACCACACCAGUAAGCAGUGUCGGCAACCGGAUCAAGUUCUUGACCAUCGAGAUCAACACGACACUGAUUGGCCAAUCUCUCAGUUAUACAGAAGGACUUCCGGUUGUGAAGCGAUGGGAAGACUUUAUGACUCAACAGUUGAACAAGAUGCCUGCGAGUCUCAAGGGAGGUUUCCAGACAACAUCGGUAUUUUGGCACUGGCUCCACAUACAAAAGGCACUUGCAGAUAACGCUAUACUGGGAAUCGCUAUUGGACUCAGCCUGGCCUUCCCUGUACUAACACUGGCGACCCAAAACAUCAUUCUUGGUUUCCUAGCAACUGUGUCAAUUGGCUGUGUCACCGUGUGUGUCAUCGGUGUGAUACCCCUUGCUGGAUGGAAACUUGGGGUGCUCGUGUCGCUCAACAUGUGUCUUGUUGUUGGACUAGCUGUGGACUAUAUUGUACACUUGGCGGAAGGAUACCAUCUAUCUAAAAGUAGAGACAGGAAGUCGCGAGUCCGAGAUACUCUCGAAGCCAUGGGCGUGCCCAUCUUUUCUGGAGCAUGCACUACUCUCGGAGCUGCCUUCUUUAUGCUGUUUGCAGAAAUCCAGUUUUUCUUCCAGUUUGGCAUAUUCAUGUUUUGUACGAUCGGCUUUUCUCUCCUGUUUUCAAUGGGCUUUUUCAUCACCCUCCUUGGUAUUGUGGGUCCGAGUGGCGAUCAAGGGGACUUUGUUGUCUUCUUCAGGAGAUACUGUUGCAAGAAGAAGCCCUCAGACCCUCAAAGAGAUGGGGUCAAAAACACUGAGUCCUUUACCAGUCAUUUGUGAAAAGAGUUCAACAGUAUUUUUAUUAAACCAGUCAGAGCUAAAUGGAGGAAGAAUGCCUAAAUUGGCUCAGGUUGUAUACAUUUGAUGUUCCCAACGAUUACGCUUUCUGGCUUACCAAGGCCCUAGGCGAAUUUCAGAUUCGAACUCAUGAUCCGCUGAUUCCAGCAGCUGAGUGAUACCAUUCUGCAUAGGGAAUGGUUUCACGUGUCGCUAUUAGAAAUGUUCCAGACAUAACGAGUGAAUGAGUUAGUUGGGUUUAACUCUGCUUUUAACAGUAUUCCAGUUAUAUCACGGCGUGUCAGCUUAAUGUGGGAGGAAAGCCCGAAGUGAUGCAGGUCUCAGACGUUUACCACUUCAGUGAAACGCACGAGCACGGGUAUGGUGCUGACAAACCUAGAAACAUAAUCAGGACGCAACUCUGCAGAGCGAAUCGCUGCAUCUAAGACGACUCGGCCACCCGUGCCGAUGAGACAAGAUGACACAAUCGGGCCCAGAAUCCACAUGGAACCAGCUCUCACAACAACCAUGGGAUACGGGACACCUCGUCUGGCCCAGAAUCCACAUGGCACCAGCUCUCACAACCGGCAUGGGAUACGGGACACCUCGUCUGGCCCAGAAUCCACAUGGAACCAGCUCUCACAACAAGCAUGUGAUACGGGACACCUCAUCUGGCCCAGAAUCCACAUGGCACCAGCUCUCACAACCGGCAUGGGAUACGGGACACCUCGUCUGGCCCAGAAUCCACAUGGAACCAGCUCUCACAACCGGCAUGGGAUACGGGACACCUCGUCUGGCCCAGAAUCCACAUGGCACCAGCUCUCACAACAAGCAUGUGAUACGGGACACCUCGUCUGGCCCAGAAUCCACAUGGCACCAGCUCUCACAACAAGCAUGUGAUACGGGACACCUCGUCUGGCCCAACAUUCCCACGUAUUAUGAGCAUUGUCCCAAGUGUUUGUGACACUGCUAUCAUGACUGGCUUUGACAUUACAUCACAUAAAGCGGUAUUCACUUGACACUAUUGUUUAUUUCAUGAAGUGUCCAUUUCUCCAUGACAUUGAACAACUUCUCAGAAGUGGGCGGAGACUUUCCAAAACUUUCAAUUAAACAGCAAGCCAUACAAAUUAUUUUUAAAAUACCUAUGCAACACGGAGGACAGAAAAUAUGAAUUGGUCAGUAAAUGGAAGGUAAACAAAACACUCUCAUGAAUAAAUAUCUAUCUCUAUGUUCAAACAGCAGUAGCGAAGUAUUACAA
Messenger RNA from Haliotis rufescens (red abalone), 5292 nucleotides. RefSeq names its product protein dispatched homolog 3-like. Lineage: Eukaryota; Metazoa; Mollusca; Gastropoda; Lepetellida; Haliotidae. Gene Ontology annotation, cellular component: membrane. The coding region runs from base 879 to 4037 and encodes 1052 amino acids. The record is from RefSeq and is a predicted model, not a curated record. The transcript has 12 exons.